Messenger RNA from Mercurialis annua (annual mercury), 3099 nucleotides. RefSeq lists its product as uncharacterized. The record is from RefSeq and is a predicted model, not a curated record. Bases 1 to 3099 code for a protein of 1032 amino acids. The transcript has 6 exons. NCBI's taxonomy places the organism in Eukaryota, Viridiplantae, Streptophyta, Magnoliopsida, Malpighiales, Euphorbiaceae. Gene Ontology annotation, molecular function: catalytic activity.
AUGUCUUACAACUUUAACUUUGUUUCAUGGAAUUGUCGAGGCGGUUUAUCUUUUGCUCGUAAACAACGAUUUAUUCGUUCCCUGGUUUUUAAUAAUAAUCUCUCUCUUUUGGGUAUUGUCGAGACUAAAAAAGAAACAUUUGAUGAUUUUGGAAUUCGUUUAUUAUGGCCUAAUCUAGAUUUUGAUUAUUCAUUUGAUCCUUCCAUUGGUGCUUCCGUAGGGUUACUUUGUAUCUGGAAUCUGAAAUUUAUUUCUCCUUCUAGAAUUAUUAAAGCUAAUAGAUGGAUUAGCUUGGAUUUUGUUUGGUUAGACAUCCAUAUUAGAUUUGUGUUGGUUUAUGCUGGUAACUGUUCUACAGAGCGGGCCUCUCUUUGGCGUGAUAUUCUUCCUGAGCUUAACACGGAUUUCCUUUGCAUUGUUGUGGGUGACUUCAAUGAGAUUUUGGACCCUUCGGAGAGACUUAAUUGUAAUAGUUUCUCAUCUUCGAUGCUUGAUUUUUCAGCUUUUAUUUCGGCAUCCAAUUUAGUUGAAUCUACUUUGCAAGGCAGGUUCUUUACUUGGCAGAACAGUAUUUCAAGGUCGAAGAUUGAUAGGUGUUUUUUGUCUCCGGCUGCUUUUACCUCUUGGCGAAACAAUGUGCUGAAAGCUUUGCCAAGAUCUUAUUUAGAUCACGUUCCCAUUUUAUUCAGCUCAGAUGUGGCUUCUGAUUGGGGUCCAAAAGCUUUCAAGUCAAUCAAUGCUUGGUGGAGCAAUAAGGAGUUCUUUUCUUUUGUGGCUAAUUCGUGGUCAGAUAUUACUCUUAGGCUGCCUACAGCGAAUUUGGAGUCGUCUUCAAAUUUUCACAGCCUUAGCGAGAAUGAUAUCUCAAAGCUUUCCUGCUUGAAAUCUGAUUUUAAUCAUCUCUCAACUCAAAUCGAAUCUCUUUGGCAUCAAAAGUCGAGACUUAAUUGGAACCUUCAUGGUGAUAGAAAUUCUAAAUAUUUUCAUACAGUGGCUUCGAUACAUUCUAAAGGCAAUUUUAUUUCGGAACUUUAUAUCGAUGAUGCUGCCAAUCUUACAACCCCUAUCACCGAAGAGGAGAUUUUAUCCACUCUUAUGAGCUGUCUUAACACUGCUUUCUUAGUGUUAAUUCCUAAAUUUCAAGGAGCUUCUGACAUUAAGGAUUUUCGACCUAUUAGUCUGAUUAAUGGUGUGUUUAAGCUGCUCUCUAAGGUCCUCGCCAAUAGACUUUCUCAAGAUCUCCCUUCUAUUAUAUCUGAAAAUCAAUUUGGCUUCAUUAAAGGGAGAAGUAUUCAUGACUGUCAUAUGAUUGCUACUGAAAUUAUUCAUCUUGUAAAGCGGAGAAAGGAGUCGGUUUUUUUAGUCAAGCUUGAUUUUAUGAAAGCUUUCGAUAGUAUUUCUUGGCAAUUUAUUUUGCAAAUGCUUCAACGAAUGAAUUUUGACACCAAGUGGAUGAGUUGGAUAUCUUCUUUUUUCGAUUCAGCUCAGCUAUCUAUUUUACUCAAUGGCUGCCCGACUGAGAAUUUCUUUAUGGAUAAAGCGGUGGAGAGUCUGAAAGCUAUUUUUUCUAAAGCUGCUAGCUUGGGUUUGCUCUCUGGUAUUCAUGUAGAAGAGUUGGAAGUGGAUAUUUCUAUACUGCAAUUUAUAGAUGGUACCCUUUUAUUUGUCCCGAAUGAUUUAACAAUGAUAGAGAAUUUGCUUCGCAUUUUGAGAUGUUUUGAGCUGAUUUCUGGGCUUAAGAUUAAUUAUCACAAGUCCUCUAUUACUGGAUUAAACGUGGACGAGUUUUCGCUUGAUAAAGCUUCAGAUAUUCUGCACUGCAAAAUUGAAGAAUUACCAAUUACAUAUCUUGGCCUCCCUUUAUCUGAGAGGGCAGUUGGCGUCAAAAUGUGGGAUCCGGUUAUUUCUAUCUUUUCUUCGCAGCUAUCUACUUGGAGAGGUAAUUUACUGUCCCCUGCAGGAAGACUUACUCUUAUCAAAUCGGUUUUAUGUAGUUUGCCCGUCUAUUACUUGUGUACUUUUCGAAAUCCUCAAGCAGUAGCAAAUUCUCUCGAAAGAAUAAUGAGACGAUUUUUAUGGAGUGGGGAUACAAAUAGAAGGGGGUUUAGUAAGGUGGCUUGGUCGGAUGUUUGCGUUCCUUUUUCGAGCAAGGGUCUUAAUAUUACGCCGCUGCGAUUUAAGAACCAAUGUUUACUUAUGAAAUGGAUGUGGAAGCUGCUGGUUUGUGAUCGUAGUUCGAUUUGGUUUCAUGUCAUCUCGAAUAGCUCAUCCAUAAAUUAUUGGUUUGAUUUGGAAAAAUCAAAAGUGCAGCAUUAUUCGCACUUAUGGAAAGGGAUCUUCUAUCCGUGUGUUAGUGAUCAAAAUAUUUGGAGUUGCUUUUUUGGGUCAGUGACAAUGAUUCUAGGAAAGGGCAAUGAUAUUAGAUUUUGGGAGGAUUGUUGGUUGUCCGCUCCUUUGAAAAUCUUAUAUCCAGAUUUGUAUAACCUUUGCAGGAACAAGGACGCUGUCGUGGCUUUGAUUUUUGACGCUCAACAACAGUGUUUUAUGAAUUUCAGCUGGGCUCGUAGACUGAGAGUUGGGGAACAGCAGCAACUUACUUCUUUGAUUCAACAGCUGCCAAUUAUUCAGUCCUUGCAUCAUUAUCCGGACAAAGCAGCUUGGAGAAGGAAUAAAUUGUUUACAGCAGCUUCAUUGAGGGAGGUUUAUAACAGGUCUUGUUCUAAUUAUCAUUUGAAUUCUUCCUUUUUCAUGCCGAGAUUUUGGAAGGAAAUUCUACCUCAUCUGAUUCAAUUUUUUACUUGGUUACUAGCUCGUGAUCGCAUCUCUUCGAAUGUCACUUUGGUAAAAAGAGGCGUUCUUGAUGUUACUUUUUCCUCCUGUCUUUUUUGUUCGAAGGACGAAUCCGGGAUCCACAUAGUUCUUCAUUGUCACUUUGCUUGGCACCUCUAUCUCUGGAGGAUUUUUUCAUUCAUUGGGUUUCUUUAUCGGAUGGCAGUCACCGUAAUCUUUGGAAAUUCAUAUGGUUUUUUGCGGUGGAGUUUUUUAAAGCGCGAAACCAUGGUUUUUCUUACACCGGAAAUGAGGUUUUCCGUUGUGUGA